UUCACUGUUUACAAACAUUGUCUCGGAUUCGAGGGAGAAAAAAGAUCAUCUAAAGUGAGGGGAAGUGGAUUUUCCAUCUCAGAUCCAAGUUCAAAAAGGUAUUUACAGUCACGAAUGAACGAUGUGAUGGGCACCAUAUCAUAUGAAGAAUUCACCGGGAGUUGCCUCGAGUUUCUCAAGUUGUCACAAGAACUUCAAGAUGGUUGGGAAGCCAAAGGUGAUGCCCUACAGGAAGGAAACUUUUAUCUUAUGAAGUUGGAACGCGUUGAAGAUGUUUUACAAGAUUCCCUUCCUCCACGUGAGAAAUGCAGUGGGGAUAAAGAUGGGAAUACUAAAGACAAUAUAGAAACUAUUGACAUUAUGGAAGACAAUGACGACCUAUGGCCUGAAGAUCCUUCAGUUAUUCACAACGUUUGUUUAAAGACCAUCAUAACUUAUGAAUAUCACAUCACUUACAGUAUCAGCUAUUCUGUGCCGGUGUUGUUUUUCAAUGCUUACAAUCACUCAGGUAAACUUCUAACACUUGAGGACAUGUGGAGAAGGGUAAGCCCACAACACAGCAAGCAGAUCCUACACCAGAAAUGGGAGAGCCUGACGCAGCAAGAGCAUCCUGUGCUUGGGAGACCCUUCUAUCAGCUACACCCAUGCAACACGGCAAAAUUAAUGGCAGAGUUUAGCAAAAAUCGCAAAGAUUUAGAUACUCUAAAAGGCCUAAGGUACAUGAUAAGCUGGUUAAGUACCUUUGGACAAGUUGUUGGCCUGAAACUCCCAAUAAGUUAUUUUCAGUGAUAAUUGUUAGGAAGAUUUAUAGAUUAAUGAUAUUUGAUAUUGUUGCCUAAUGAUUUAGUUUCACAAAAAUAUUAUAUUUGGCAUACAUCAGAUACUAUUGCCAGUUAACACAAGUAGAUAAAAAAGAUACAUGAGAUAUUUUCCUAUAUGUUCUCAGUUUACUUGUGGAUUGCUAAGAACAUGACUGAAUAUAUAAGAAAUAUUGAUGGUAAUAGAUAUAGAUGUAUAUUAUGAAUCUUCUAUUUUCUGAGUAAUGACUAAUGUCUUUAAUUAUUUUGUUCAAUGCAGUACCUCUCUUGAAUUAUAAUGUACUUAUAUAGAUCCUGGCCAACUUAAGUAUACUUAUCUAUGGAUACAGAUCUAUACUUUUAAGAAUAAAAGGAAUUUCAUA
Penaeus chinensis is the source of this 1180-nucleotide messenger RNA. RefSeq names its product ubiquitin-like-conjugating enzyme ATG10 (gene Atg10). Lineage: Eukaryota; Metazoa; Arthropoda; Malacostraca; Decapoda; Penaeidae. Gene Ontology annotation, cellular component: intracellular anatomical structure. Gene Ontology annotation, biological process: protein modification by small protein conjugation; protein lipidation; macroautophagy. The coding region runs from base 115 to 789 and encodes 224 amino acids. The record is from RefSeq and is a predicted model, not a curated record. The transcript is spliced from 3 exons. Gene Ontology annotation, molecular function: Atg12 transferase activity.